This is a messenger RNA of Mytilus californianus (California mussel), 4146 nucleotides long. RefSeq lists its product as uncharacterized. Lineage: Eukaryota; Metazoa; Mollusca; Bivalvia; Mytilida; Mytilidae. The transcript has 2 exons. The coding region runs from base 389 to 1273 and encodes 294 amino acids. The record is from RefSeq and is a predicted model, not a curated record.
UGUCCGGAUGAACACUUGUUCCGUGUCAACUGUCAUACACGUUAAUGUUUUGAUUGAUCCCGUUCAUUGAUCAGCCAAGACAAGUUUUCACCACAGAAAAAUAUUUUUGACCCUUGAACUAGUGAUACUUAUACAAAGAUCAAUACACGAAACAACUGUUGCACAAUUCUUAUAAAGUUUUACGAGUUUGUAUGCAGUUUACUUUACAAGAUUGGAUUCAAUAGCAUACCUGGAUUACACACCUGGACGGGCAGGUAAUGUACAUAUUAUCAGAUAAACCAUUAGCAUGAUCACACGCCUAAAGGUAAAUGAUUCGUAACAAGAAACUCCCGUCAUAACAUCAGAUAACACACGAAAAAGCCAUCGCCCUAGACAUAUAACGCCUACGAUGGAUUCUGAUCAAAAUGAUGAAAUAAUUAAGCUUAAACAACAAUUAGUGGAAAAAGAUCAAGAAUUGUCAAAACUUCGUGAGGAGAAAGAUUUAUUAGAAGAAAGUCUUGAGGAAACAGAAGAAACUGUAAAGGAGGCCCGCACAGGUUUUCAAAAACGCAUAGAUGAAUUGACAAAUGAUAUAGAGGAAAAGGAUGAACAAAUAGAUACAUUGACAGGGGAGGUAACUCAGUUAAAGAAAAACAAUCAGACACAGGAUAAUUCGCCGGAAGUUGUAAAUUCUCUGAAAGAGCAACUUCUGUUAAAAGAUGAAACGGUUAGUGAAAUAAGAGAAAAACUGCAUAAAGGGGGAAUGACCAUAAAUAAUCUUCACAUGGAAAUAGGUGAUCUAAAGGAUAAUCUGUCGUCUGCAAAAGAUUCUAUUACAUCGAAGUCAGAAAAAAUAAAAGAGAUGAGAGACGAAAAUUCUCAGCUGAAAUCAUCUAUGUCAGAAUUGCAAAGUAAACUUGACAAUCUCCAAACGAUACCUGAAGGUUCUGAAAUUUCUGUAGAUAAUGAAGGAGGUAAAGUGCAAAUGGAGGUUUUAAAGAAAGAAAUGACUCGAAAGAAUGAAGAUUUGAUGUCUUUGAGAAUACAGCUUGAGAAAUGCCAGAAACAGUUAAAUGACAUUAGCAAAAGUCCUAAGUCUACCGAACCUGAUGAAAACCAACAUUCCACCAAUGACCCGACCAAAGAUCAUGAUGAAAUGACGCAAGAGAAAUCCAAAAUUAAAGACCUUGAACUACAGUUAGAAAAGGCCCAGUCCGACAACAUUAAAAUUUUGAUUGGAUUUGCGUUAUUAGUACUAGUGAUCGCAGUCUUAUUAGCAAAAUUAAUUUAUUAGAGAUGUGUGUAUAACAUUGAAAUCAGUAUUAAAUAUGGCCGAGUUUAAAGUCAGUCGUCGUCAAUAUUGAAAAAUUACCGUCUCCUCAAGUUUUUUUUAAAUAUCUAGCCAAUUUAAAUCAAAUAUUAUCUCCUUAUAACUAAAUUUUCCACUGAAAUAAUUUCCUUAUUAUUUGAUUUGAAUUUUCAAAAAUAAAUAUUUGUUAACAUUAACAUACAGUCGUGUAUGUUAUUUAUGUUUAGAGUAAUGGUUUACAUGGUGACCAUUUCAUUAUGUGGUUAAAGGAGGGACAAGUUGAAUUUUUGGAAAUAAGAUGGAAAUUGAAACUGAUCAUCAACAAAAUUUCCCUCAAAAAGCGACAAAUGUCCGAGCAUUUAUUUCACACCAUGAAGGGCACAAUUUUUAACCAUAAUUAUAUUGUAAUUUUUAUUUAGCUUUUUUUUUUCAUUUACAAAUUAAUCCAUUUCGGUGGCAGGUUUCCAUCGAUGAAAAAAGUUGCAUUAUUGUUUUAAAAUUGUCAGCAAUGUGAAGCAUUGAAAAAGUAUAUAGUAAAUAAAAUUAUAUAUUAUAUAUAAUUAAUGAUAAUAUUAUAGAUUGCACUGAAUUAUUUUAUGAUGUAUAGAGAAUAGUUGAAAAAUUAUUUAUACAUAUACAUUUGAAUACUGUAACUCUUUACUACUAGUAUAGAAAAAAAAAACAGUUGGUUUCGCCCACUUUCUUCUGAAGGAAACACAUGUAGUUAAUUUUUGUCUUACCGCUUUAUUGCACGAAAGCAUGGCUCUGAUGAUGUGGGAGAUAUUGUUACAACACCACCCAUCUAUUUUGAUUUUGUUUAAGUAACGUUAAUUUCUUUUCAUAAAGUUACAAAACUAGAUCAUGUCUAGUUAUUAAGCGGACCAUUCACUGCAGAAAUCCCUAUUGCAUUAUGGGAACGUCGAUGUUUUGUACGUUUUGAUUGGUCUGAAUGUCAUUAACGAGGACACUGAAACUACGCAACAUAAUUAUAAAGAGCUCGGGACGGAAGUUUAAAUUCUGAAUUGUUCUGUACAGUUUAAUUUUCACAUUUGGAAAAAAAACUUGAAUUUUAAAUAUGUUGGUACAGAUGCCAUUAUUCUGCCAAACAUAAAUAAUUAGUGAUAUGUGUGUGAAACUCUCACAUAUACCUAUCUUCUCUAUACUUUUAAGUAACAUUUUUUUGAAAACAAGAAAACAAACUUUUGGUUUGACAAAAAAGGUCUCUCGUCAUAUUUAAAGUCUUAUAAUCAUGUGGGAGAGGGUAAAACAAUGUUUUGGUUGGCUUAAUGGCGUCAAUGUUUUGUUGGACGUCACUAUAUUGCCUUAUGUCGAUGCUUUUUACGCCUUUCGAUUGCUCUAUGAUUAUUGCCUAUGACUUGCCACUGAAAAAAAUGCAUUUUCCAUUAUGCCUGAUCAUGAACCAUAAUUGAAUUUUAGCAUUUUCGGUCAGUUGUAAUUCAAUGUAGGAUGAAAAAACUGGAUCGGCAACUACAAUGUGUUUUUCACAAAGAGUUUUUAUUAUCCACAACAACAUGUAGAGCAUGUCAGUAAGGAUCAUACGACAAAUGGUAACUUUCGAUGGUGUAUUUUUACUACUUGUAGCCAUACUCAUCCAUACAAUUUUAUAUCAAGUUUUGCAAGGCAUGAAUGAGGGUAGGAAUUCCCUUUACUGUCAGGCGUCAAACGGUCAUUUUCGGCUACCGUUAGCGUCAAAUUGGUUAAAAAAUUUUCGUGAUUCGUCAAAAUAUCCUUAUCGUGAUUCGUCAGAGGUCUCAAAUAAUUAACCGUUACCGUUAUUUUUGGAAAGAAUUUAACGUGAUUCGUCAAAAUCAGUCGAUUAUUUUACCGUCAUAAAAAAAGUGUACAUUUUAUCGUCAUGCACCAAAAAUUUCCGUUAACGUCAUUUUGCAAAUUUUUUUACCGUUAUUCGUCAUGAAGGUACCCUUAUUACGACCCUCAUGAAUUAUAGUUCCUGUUUGUGUACAUUCCAAAGUAUCCGCGAGUAUAAGUUGAGUUUCGAUAUUUUGUCUCAUGAAAUUAUCUGUACUAUGAAGAGAUCAGUAAAACUUAUCGGUCAAAAAUUAAAAACAACACUUUAUAAAUUUCAUUCGUCUGAAGCGCUUUUCAUGAUUGGGUCCUCAAUGCUCUUCAACUUUGUACUUGUCUGGCUUUCUAACUAUUUUGAUCUGAGCAUCACUGAUGAGUCUUAUGUAUACGAAACACGCGUCUGGCGUAUCAAGUUAUCAGCCGGGUACCUUUGAUAACUAUUUAUUUUCACCGGGAACGCUCCGGCAAAGCCGAAUAUUUGAAAGCCAGGAUUGUAUAAGAACCGAGUCAACAUUAUCCUCCAAAAGCAGCUUCUGUUACACAAAUACUGAAAAUAUUAACUCGAAUAAUUCUUCACUUUUGUCGACAUGACAAGGAAUUUCAGAAAUGUCGGUUUUAUCUUCAGUUGAUGGUUGGCAUUAUUGACAUAUCAAAUUGAAUUUAGAAGCUCAUUACAAAAUUAAUGGAGAUGAUGUGUGUGUGUAUAAAGGGUUAGGUGGAUGCUCGGAUUUCAUUUUAAUUUUUUUUAAUUAUUUUUAAAUAUAUAUAAUUGCAAGAAAUUUAACAUAAAUAUUGCUUAAAUGAUGAAAAAUAUAUGAAACCGAAAAGAGGACAAGAGUCUGAAAAUUAACUUCUAAGGUAUGAAAUUAAAAAUUGACACCAGAAAUCGUAUUCUUCCAUAUAUCAUGUACACCCAAUGUUUUCAUAUAUAUUAUAGAAUUUAUUCAAAUGAUUGACAUUAUUUCAUUUUAUUUCCUUUUCAUAUUAUUUAUGUAUCAAUAUUAAUUUCAUUAAAUUAAUAUCAAAACUUG